Molecule: messenger RNA, 2373 nt
Organism: Magallana angulata
Lineage: Eukaryota; Metazoa; Mollusca; Bivalvia; Ostreida; Ostreidae
Product: probable G protein-coupled receptor 85
Exons: 1
Coding region: 637-1794 (385 amino acids)
Biological process (GO): G protein-coupled receptor signaling pathway
Cellular component (GO): plasma membrane
Molecular function (GO): G protein-coupled receptor activity
Source: RefSeq, a predicted model, not a curated record
UGAAAUCUGGAAUACAUUUAAUUUACAUGAAUAUGCACAUGAUGUGCAUAUACAGAUGUAAAUUAAAAACAAAAAAUGAGAAACAUGCACACGAUAUUAGAACUUGUACAUGUAUGGUUUGAUCGGAAUUAAGUUAUCAAAAUGUAUACAGAAAAUGGUGCUCGUUUUAGUUUCUCGGACAGCAUUUAAGCCAUAAAUCAUCUCUGCUUUUAUUCGUUUAUUCGACAUGGUUAUUUGUGGAAUAUAAAUUAAGAAUUACCCCGAGGGUGCUUAUUUAGAAAAACCAAUAGUGCUUUUAAGCGACGGUCAAAGAUUUAUUGGGCUUGUUUGCGAGGAAAAGCGUCGCCGGUCCUGCCUAAUUGUGGUUGUAACUUCUUCAUUUCUCUGAAAAUUGCCUUUUCUGCUAUUCGGCGAACAAUUGAAGAGAAAUCAAAGCCGAAUCUCCCCUCUAUUAAUGACAGAGCAAGGAUACUAAGAAUUAAUCGAUAUUUUUUGGCAGCGGACUUUAGCCGAGUUUGACUUUUAUAUAAACGGUGCUCGCUAUUGAUCCUGAAAUUUUCCAAACAAGUCACGUGGGCAAUGUCCUUGUGAUGAGGACACUUUAGUAAACAAUUACGUGGAACGCUCGUGAAAAUCAUGAGCUUCUGUCUAUUUCAUCCCGGCUGCAAUGGAUGGGUGUCACUUAACAACACCGUAGAAACUCGACAUCAGAACUCAGCAACUCGGCUUGCUAAUGGUUUGAAUUUGCUGAGGUCCUGUGGCAUCAUGGACUCGGCGCUAUACGUUACUGCAUUGACUUGUGUGCUCUUGUUUGGCUUUCUAGGCAAUUUGCUGGUCGUUGUAACCAUUGCACGCAAUGCAACGUUUCAUAGAGCACCAUUCUUUUUCCUGUUGAACCUUUCAAUUUCCGAUUUGUGCCGAUGUUUAUUUUGUGUUCCGUUCGUGAUUGCCUCCGUUCUCCAAGAUGUCGGCUGGGUCCACGGGGAAGUGUCAUGCAUUGUGAUAGCCUUUACCAAUUUCUUCUUCGUGUUCAAUUCCUUCAUCACGAUUUUGGUCAUUGCAAUUGACCGUUACGUCUCUGUCGCCUACCCCUACAUACACAAACGAUGGCUCCUUCAGGGGCCAACAAGCCUCGUUUUGGUUGCCAUUGGCUGGUUCCUGUCCGGACUCGUUUCACUUCCGCCCGUUUUCGGUGACAGAUCUUACACAUUCGUUGAGGAAGAGAACCAGUGUACUUUCCAGCAUAGUUCUUACAAACACAACGACACCUUCGGAUUCCUCCUCGUUUUAACCGCAGUUCAAUUCGGAUCUUUCUUUAUUUACUGUCGCAUUUUCAUUUUCCUUCGACAUCAUCGAAGGAUGAAACCACUUGAGAAUCCCCCUUCCAUGAGCUCUAACUGGACUUUCGCUGGUCCCGGAUUACAAAAUAUGUUCCCGAUGGCUUGGAACGGUCUUCCUCUUCACCCUAUUCCAACCAUCACCCAAAAUUUAUCAAGUGCUAGUGGACAGAUAGACCGAAUUCGCCAUAGAAAAAACGAGCACCUGACUCGCCUCUUCUUUGCGGUGACGUUGAUUGUUUACCUUUUGUGGUCGCUUUAUUGCAUACAGUCUCUUGUUCUUAUAUUUUCAGACACGGUGAUACCAAAGGGUUUCCGAAGGAUUACAACCCUGGCCACUUUUCUCCAAGUCUGCGUUAGUCCCGUUACUUUUACUUUCCAUUUCAGAAAAAUCGUCAUAAACAAUAUUAAAGUUUAUCGAAGACGCAGAAAACUUUGCCGACAAGAAUCUCACUAGAUUAAUUUUUGAAUUGUUGUAAAAUUUGCGGCAUUAUUAAAUAUAAUGGACGCUCAUUUUUCUUUCAUUAUGAAUAAUUGUUGAUUGUUGUUUUCGAUUUAUAUUUCUAUGUGCAAUUGAACUUAAAUUAAUUUGCAAUUGACAGGCUUUUUAGAAGUGAUUUUGGGUUUUGUUUAGUUUUAUUAAUUAAUUAUGUUGGGUUUAGGGGUUUGGGGUUGGUAGGGGGUUGAAAUUUUCUCUCACUUUUUUUUCAAUAAUAAUAUCAAUUCAGUACUGUAAAAAGGUAAAUCAGCCUAUUCAAUAUUUUAUCUUUAUAGCAAUAUUUAUGAAAUUUUGGUUGAAAUGUGAAUAUUUUCAGCGUAGCUCAUAUUUAAUAUAUAUUUUCGUUGUUGGAAGCUGCCUCUUGUCUGGCAGACUGUUGAAGAAGUCCAACAGUUACAGAGACUCUAUAUAUUUUCAUUAUUUAUUUAAGCAUGAUCUCUAUUAAUGAUUUUUUUGUUUAGAAUUCUAUUUUCUAUUCAAUGUUUGCGAUAUUCUAAUAAAAAAAUAACUUGAUACGGUAACCGUAAUUUUUUUUAA